AUAACCCUCAUGUGCUGGGGCUGAUGCAAUACAUGAAGAAGGCACAACGUGUCGUCAGCUACACCAGCUAUUAAACACCCCUUUUCUAACACUAUCUUCCGAGUUUUAUAAAGAUCCCCCUCAGCUAUUUAUCUGGUGACUGUGAAGAUGCCUUUUAUCAGAACAUUCAGCAAGGUGGCUAAGCAGGCCCUCCUGAGCCCAGGAUGUGGCUGUCAGCCAAUCACAGUGGCCGUACGGACCAUCAGCUUCUCGCCCCGCCAGGUCACCUCGGACGCCAGUUUCCACUCCGUGUCCUUCUCCGAGACGGACCACCCCAAGGUGCUCAUCACAGGCGGCCUUGGACAGUUGGGGGUAGGGCUGGCUACAAUGUUGAGGAAGCGGUUCGGAAACAACAACGUGAUCCUGUCGGAUAUCAGGAAGCCUCCAAGCCACGUCUUUCACAGCGGACCCUUCAUCUACUCUGACAUCCUGGACUAUAAAAACCUUCGUGAGAUCGUUGUCAACAACCGCAUCACCUGGUUGGUCCAUUACAGUGCCCUGCUCAGUGCCGUGGGAGAGGCCAAUGUAGCUCUGGCACGCGACGUCAACAUCACUGGGCUCCACAACGUCCUGGACAUUGCAGCGGAGCACGGCCUGCGUCUGUUCGUCCCCAGCACCAUCGGAGCUUUCGGGCCCACCUCUCCCCGGAACCCGACCCCUGACCUCUGUGUCCAGAGACCCAGAACCAUCUACGGAGUCUCCAAAGUCCACGCAGAGCUCAUGGGAGAGUACUACCACCACCGCUACGGCCUUGACUUCCGCUGUCUGCGCUACCCAGGAAUCAUCUCUGCUGACUCACAGCCUGGAGGAGGAACGACAGACUACGCGGUAGCCAUCUUUCACGACGCUGUAAAGACGGGGAAGUUUGAGUGCAACCUGAAGCCAGACACGCGGCUGCCCAUGAUGUACAUCGACGACUGUCUGCGUGCCACCGUAGAGAUGAUGGAAGCGCCCGCAGACACCCUCUCCAUGAGGACAUAUAACAUCAAUGCCAUGAGCUUUUCCCCUGAAGAGCUGGCUCAGGAGGUCCAGAAACAGCUGCCGGACCUGGAAGUCACCUACGACAUCGACCAAGUCAGACAGGCCAUCGCCGACAGCUGGCCAAUGAACUUUGACGACUCUAACGCACGGAACGACUGGGGCUGGAAACACGACUACGACCUCCCGGAGCUCGUCCAGACCAUGCUCAACUACAUCGGCUCAGACUCGCGCAUCGCGAAGGCCAACUGAGGGGCCAGCGGUGGCGUGCUGCUGGGUGGGGUGCUGCUGGGUGGGGUGCUGCAGCAGUGUUGUGUCGUUGUACAUACUGUAAAGACUGUUGUUUUAUAGGAGGGAGACACGUGGUCUGUAAAUAGUCGUUUUCUCUGUCAUUUGGAAGGGCUCUCAAUCUGUCUCUGUCUGUCUUUCUGUCUCGGUAUCCGUCUGUCUGUCUCGGUAUCUGUCUGUCUGUCUGGGUAUCUGUCUGUCUGUCUGUCUCGGUAUCUGUCUGUCUGUCUGUCUGUCUGAACAAGUUACUAGAACGUGGUCGCGUGAGAAGUAGCGGGCCGAUUUCUCUCUCUCUCUCUCUCUCUCUCUCUCUCUCUCUCUCUCAGGAGGAGGUGUUGGAGCACAGGGUCUGAGAACAUGUUGAGAUAAAACAUCAGAGAAGUUGACUCCAUAUGGUUGACUUGCAUGGCUAUACAUUGUUUGCUGUAUUGUUCCAUCUUCAUUUUUAACAGGCAAACAAACAAAAAAGAAUGGCGCUUGAACCCUUCUUCUCUCUGUGGGAGAGCUGAUGUUAAUAAAGGUCACCUCUAUGUAAAGCUAUUGCAAAUGGGGCUAACUGUUGUAGAAUUAUUUAGCCAAAAGCUAAGAAUUCAGGUAUCAAAGGGCCUAAAUUUACAGUCAUAAUCACAUGAAGUGAAAGUUUUAGAUGUAAGAGGUUUACUUAAUAUAAGCGGUGUUUGAUGCACUUUAGAGUAAGAGAGAAAAUGAUUUUAAACCCUUUAAAAAUCAUCAAACAGAUAUACAUUGAGGUGUGGAGGCACACAUCGAGUACACACUUUUGUUCUGCCACUGAUUCUGCAUUCUUCUUUGUAUUCUGUCUGCUGGUGAUAACUGACUGGGAAUCAUGGUGACUCAACGUGCUUCUUGCACUUGUUGUAUGUAAAGUGUGAAUGAAUAGUCCUCCGCUCCUCUGGAAUCCUUUGGCAGCGUCUCAAAUGGUACCCUAUUCCCUAUAUAGAUGGCACCCUAUUCCCUAUCUAGAUGGUACCCUAUUCCCUAUAUUAUGGCACCCUAUUCCCUAUAUUGUGGCACCCUAUUCCCUAUAUUAUGGCACCCUAUUCCCUAUAUAGUGGC
Molecule: messenger RNA, 2379 nt
Organism: Salmo salar (Atlantic salmon)
Lineage: Eukaryota; Metazoa; Chordata; Actinopteri; Salmoniformes; Salmonidae
Product: L-threonine 3-dehydrogenase, mitochondrial
Biological process (GO): L-threonine catabolic process
Molecular function (GO): L-threonine 3-dehydrogenase activity
Source: RefSeq, a predicted model, not a curated record